This is a messenger RNA of Acyrthosiphon pisum (pea aphid), 1535 nucleotides long. RefSeq names its product prostaglandin G/H synthase 1-like. The transcript is spliced from 2 exons. Gene Ontology annotation, molecular function: prostaglandin-endoperoxide synthase activity; heme binding; peroxidase activity. Bases 831 to 1322 code for a protein of 163 amino acids. NCBI's taxonomy places the organism in Eukaryota, Metazoa, Arthropoda, Insecta, Hemiptera, Aphididae. The record is from RefSeq and is a predicted model, not a curated record. Gene Ontology annotation, biological process: cyclooxygenase pathway; response to oxidative stress. Gene Ontology annotation, cellular component: cytoplasm; neuron projection.
CGUGAGUCGUGGAUGAAAACUACUAGUAUAUAUUUAAAUAAUAUAACAAUUAUUAUAAUAUAUCAAAUUAUAUCAUGGUAUAUAAACAACAAUUGGUACAAACUCACAUGGCGGUCAGCUGUGUCAUUUAUAUAAAUACUGUUUCUUAGAACAACAAAAUAUAAUUUCAGGUAUGAUUACCAUCGUAUUAUUUAUGUUAUAUUUUAUACAUUUUAAAUAGACCAAAAACUGAGAACCUUUGAGUAAUUAUAAAUAAAAACUACCUCCUAAUAUAAAAAUUAUAUUAAGUUAUUUAUUAGCCUGCCCCGUGGGGGUAUAAUUUGAUUAUUCGACCGGCCCAUCAGAGAAUUUCCCGAUCUCUCGAUCUUCCAGUCUGCCCCUUGUUCCAAUCUUACCGUUUUAACCCUACCAACCUUACAGUCUAAUUACCUCCGUCGUGCGCGAAACCAUAAUCCAAUAAAAAAAAAAAAUUCGGAAAAAUAAUUUGCAGAAUAUUUACCGCCGUUGGAUUAUUUGUACAACGGCAUCUUCAAACGGAAACCCGGUCAGUUCAUAACGGAUCAGAAUAACAGAAAUUUACUUUACAACGCGUUCUACCAACAUUUCGUUUUGCAAUUUUUCGAUGCAAAUUUCAACUUGACGGUUCGUAAUACCUACUAACUACAAAAUAAUAAUAACGAGUUAAUGAUAAGAUGCGGGCGCGUUUAAAGCGAUAUGCUGUAUCACCAACUAAGAAAACUUAUGUUGAAUAAUAAUUGUGUAUUGCCCGCAUCAUAUUAUAGGUGACGGCCUCUCAAUUGUACGGCAGUGACCCUGUGUCGGAGAGAUCGAUGAGAUCGUUCUACAGCGGUAAACUCAAGACACUGAAAUUUGAUUACAAACAUUAUGCGCCGAACCAGAAGUUCGCACUACGCUCAAAUGUAUUCUUAAAUGCUUUGCGGAAUUUUGAAUACUUACCAAAGGAGAUUGGCUUGAAAUUCAAACGGUCCGAGAUGUUGAGCACGAGCCUAUUCGUACUGUCGACACUUUGGGUACGUGAACACAACCGAGUGUGCGACGAGUUGUCACGGAAGUCGCCGUCGUGGACGGACGAAAAACUGUACACCACGGCCAGGAACAUUGUAACCGGUCAAAUGAUGACCAUCAUGAUGAACGAAAUCCUAAAUGUGGAACUGAGACCGGAAGUGUACCAUCAUCGAAUGGAAAACAUCAGUGCUUCCGGCACGCCUAUUGAACUGUAUUUGACGAUGACUUUAUUAAGUCUGCCGGAAAAAUUGCAAUACAGUUCAACUAAAUUAACGCCAUUCAAUAAAUUCAGGUAAAUCCGACUAUUGAUAUCACUUAAAAACCAUACACGAAAACUGUUUACCCUUAUGAAUGUUAUGUUUGAUCGAUAAUUAUAUUUGCAGAGUAGGGUGCGUGUAUAGGUAAUAGGUAUAUAGUGUAUAAAAAGCUUUUUGCCGGUACCAACUCAGAUAAUUAAUGAUUUAACUUUUAAGGGCGUCGAAGAAGAUUCUUUUUUAGUACCUAUACAA